This is a messenger RNA of Rhinocladiella mackenziei CBS 650.93, 945 nucleotides long. RefSeq lists its product as uncharacterized. Gene Ontology annotation, biological process: tRNA modification. The transcript has 4 exons. Bases 1 to 945 code for a protein of 314 amino acids. Gene Ontology annotation, molecular function: tRNA guanylyltransferase activity; magnesium ion binding. Lineage: Eukaryota; Fungi; Ascomycota; Eurotiomycetes; Chaetothyriales; Herpotrichiellaceae. The record is from RefSeq and is a predicted model, not a curated record.
AUGGCAAAUUCAAAAUAUGAAUACGUCCGCAAUUUUGAACGAGACGAGAACCUGCUUCCAAACACCUGGAUCGUGGUAAGAAUUGACGGGCGAGGGUUCCAUAAGCUUUCAAACUACUACAACUUCAGCAAACCCAAUGACACACGGGCCUUGAACCUGAUGAACCUCGCAGCCACGCAGGUCGUGACAUCCAUCCCCGAACUCGUCGUCGCCUACGGCGUCUCGGACGAAUACAGUUUCGUGUUCCAUAAGUCGACGACAUUGUUUGAAAGACGGAGCGCAAAGCUCGUCAGCACGGUCGUUAGUCUGUUCACGGCCGCGUAUGUGGUCCUUUGGAAUUCUGCCUUCGUGGACCAGGGUCAGAGUGAGAAUGAAGGUGCUGAGUUGCCGCGGUUGAGUCUGACGAUGCUCCCUACUUUCGAUGGGCGAGCGGUGUGUUAUCCUUCGUGGGAGAAUUUGAGAGAUUACCUGAGCUGGAGGCAGGUUGAUUGCCACAUUAACAACCUCUACAACACGACUUUCUGGGCCCUCGUCCAGCAGGGCAACAUGUCCCAUACGGCGGCCGAGGAGCACCUCAAGGGCACCGUCGCCAGUGAUAAGAAUGAGAUCCUCUGGACGCGAUUCGGUAUUAACUACAAUAAUGAGCCUGAAAUGUUUCGCAAAGGGAGUGUGGUCUACAGAGAAUACGCACUGGAGGCAUCCCCAGGCGAUGAUGGAGAAGGGAUCCUGGAAUGUGAAACAGGUGUGGAAAAUCCAAUGUCGAAAACACAAAUGGAGAAAAUGCGCAAGGCUCGGCAGAAGGCCAAGGUUGUUACGAAGCAUGUCGAUAUCAUCAAGGAUGAGUUUUGGAUCCAGAGACCGUGGAUCCGGGGCGGAAGGCCCGGGAGGCUCCUUGGUGACGGCGACAGUACAGAAACGAAAGGCAAGACGAGAAAUCUCGACUGA